Messenger RNA from Calidris pugnax (ruff), 2706 nucleotides. Its product is annotated as cAMP-dependent protein kinase type I-alpha regulatory subunit-like. Bases 1 to 393 code for a protein of 130 amino acids. The record is from RefSeq and is a predicted model, not a curated record. Lineage: Eukaryota; Metazoa; Chordata; Aves; Charadriiformes; Scolopacidae. The transcript has 3 exons.
AUGGAGACGUUUGCUGUUACGGCUUCUCUCUGUGCAAUGUCCAACUCGGGCCAAGGCAGCCUUGCUUCGGGGCGUGAAGAUGGGCAAAAGAUUGUGGUCCAGGGAGAGCCAGGAGAUGAGUUCUUCAUUAUCUUGGAGGGCACAGCUGCAGUGUUACAGCGUCGAUCAGAAAACGAAGAAUUUGUUGAAGUGGGCAGACUGGCACCUUCUGAUUAUUUUGGUGAAAUAGCCCUGCUGAUGAACCGUCCCCGUGCUGCCACAGUUGUGGCUCGUGGCCUGUUGAAAUGUGUGAAGCUUGAUCGACCCCGGUUCGAGCGUGUCCUGGGUCCGUGCUCCGAUAUCCUCAAGCGAAACAUCCAGCAGUACAACAGUUUUGUAUCGCUGUCUGUCUGAAACCUUCCUCCCUCUCCCAAACCUGCUUCACGAAUGCAGACUGCUUUAUUACCCUUGUGCAGAGCCACAUUGCCACUGGCAUUUGCAGCUUCCUGUCUGUUUAAAAAAAAAAAAGAAAAAAAAAAAAUUGCUUAUCAUGGCACUAUUUUUAAUUUAGAGCAUAUUAGUUCUGUGCUCUCUGUCCCAUUAAAUGAAUAGAAAAAGGUCUAUGGAGACGUUUGCUGUUACGGCUUCUCUCUGUGCAAUGUCCAACUCGGGCCAAGGCAGCCUUGCUUCGGGGCGAGAUCUCACACCACGCCGAUUGCCACAAAAUAAGGAGGUGACAGUAGAGGGAGGGGGGAAAUUUUUUUUUAAAAGGUGUUUCUCAAAUUAUUGGUCGGAUUUUAAGGCUGUGGUCAUAAUCUGCUGUAUUUCUUUUUCAAAUGAGAGCUGCCCUUGUAAUUGAGCUUCUUGGGGCUUGGGGUUUUCUUUUUUUGUUGUCGUUAAUUUUCUGGGUACUGUAAUCCUGGGUUCAAUCGUGAGGCAUCAGCUGCUAAGAAAGCCACAGUUGGAAUUUAACAGUAUAAUUGUUCCUGUGUCUGCUGGUUUAAGGUUGCUUAGUUAUGUUUUUGUCAAGUGUAAAUCAAAGCUUUCAAGGUUGCUAGUUCUGGUGAGCUCCUGCAGUUGUUACUUCAUUUGCUGACUUGCCGCAACUAAUUAUUUUUUCUUGUUCUUUCUUCAGUGAUAGAUAUGCCAUUUCAAACUCUUCCUGUUCAAAGUGGCAAGAACCAAAUGUGACAUUAAAUGGCUAAUGUUGAUCACUAGUAGGUAGAUGGGUGUAAGGAUGUGCAGCUCUCCAGCUGUCAGUCUUGUUCAAGUACUUAGAUUGGUGUAGAAGUUGGAAGCAAACGUUUGAUUUUUCCCUGUGACUCUUGCUUGCUUUGUGCUCCUCAGUUGAUUUUUUUCUUUUUUUUUAUAAAAAACAACCCCACAUCAGUUCAGGUGACCCUUUGCUACCAGGGAAAAUAAACACUGAGUAUUCCCGGCCAGCAUGAGGGGCAGGGGCAGGACUGCUGGUCUGUGCAGAUGCCACUGCUCUGGGUGGAGAAUGGGAGGCAGAAAAAGUGAAUGUUUUGACUUUCCUGCAACACUCAGUUAUUUUAAGUUUUUAAAUGGGUCAAUUUUUAAAUUGCUUAAUUAUAAAGCUAGUUUAAAUAUAAAAGGUGCAUUCUCUUUUCUUGCUUAUGGAAUUUACAUGACACGUAUUUCAUACUCACUCUUUUUUCCAAGUUCAAUAUGUUGCGGAGUCUUAAAUGUAUUUCAGUAUUUACCAGCUUUGUGUUCCAUUAUUCUGUGCGCACCAGUACUUCCCAGAAGUUUUUACUGAAUUCCACGGUUCAAUAAUGGUAGGCAAUUUUUAAGGUUUCCUUUAAACUGUAAUUUAUAUCAAGUAGCGUAGGUUUGUAUUUGGGAGUGACAGCAAGCAGUCCUGCAUUUGUUGUGCAACUACUUCUAAGGAUGGAGCCCUCCUUUUAUUUCAUUUCUGAGGUGAUUUGGAUUCAAACUGGACACCCUUUGGUAUGUCCAUGAUCUGAAAGAGUCUGCUCGUCGAUGCAAAACAAUCCUGGGGGUAUCAAGCCUUUACAAAAGGCUUCAGGGUAUUUCUGAACCUGAAAUCCCAACAAGGGGAUUUAAAGGCUUGUGGUUUGGGUUCUGUGGUCAGAAGAGGAGUGGAGGAUUUCUGCCAGAGUCCUUAAGGAGUCAGCAAAUGCUACCUUUUUUUUUUUUUUGGUAAAACUGUUUUCUUAAGUUUUGACUCUAUCCAGGUUUUUUCUUCAUAUGUGUUCUUUGUGUUACUUUAAAGCACCAAAAACUGUGUAAACUAGUUAGAGCUCCACAAAAAAGUGCACAUUUUUUUAUAUAAGGCUUUCUAAUCAAGUUUCACUACUGCAUCUUUUUAGCUUGCUGUUUACUCCCUUUUGUAGUUUUACCUACAAGAUUUUAAGAUAAAUCAGCUAAGUCUGAGUUAAAUAUUAAUCACAGUUAUAGCUUUACCUUUGUGUGCAAUUUCAAUAUGUUUGAAACCACAAUUGGCAUAGUUUUGCCUUAGCUAACAUUCAGGGCUUUAGAAGUAAUUUUUUGCUAGUCCACCUUUAGCGAAUUUCGGAAGUCUAUUGCCCUAGAAAGCUAUAGUCAACCAGAGGACCAGUUUUGUAUUGUUACCUGACUAUAUAAGUCUGAUUUACUGUAUGUGCUAAUAUAUUAUAUUCCUUUUGUUAUAGAUUGUCCUAAUGGCAGGUAAAGCAAUAAAAUGAUUUAAAUUCUUAAAUGCAA